AUAACUUAUUAAAUAUUUACUUGAAUCUAUAUUUGUGUUUUGUAAUCCUAAGUAGCAGCAAGUUAAUACUUCUCAAUAGAUGAAAGGGCAGAAAAUGUGUCGACACCAAUAAUUGUAGGGCUGUAUAUUAUACAUGUCAAAAAGCAUCAACGGUUCUUUGGUCCUCAAAAAUUUGGAAUCAAUGUAUUUCACUCACAGGGAAUGGUUUACGUGGAACACGGAAUAAUUUUUUUUAUAUAUAUAAUAAUUUUAUGUUUAGUUUUAGAUGAAUUUGGAAAUAAAAAACAAAUUGCUUGUAAUGAUGAACUUUCAAUUUGAUCGCAUAUAUUUAAACAAGAAACAAAAUAAUGAACUAUCAUCAACCGAUUUCUCAAAUUCCAUCUCACAAUAAUUUGCAGUGUACGGACACACUCUCCUUCCAUUUUAAAUUCUCUCUCUACACAGCAGUUGAAAGGAGGUUACCAUAUAUUUGGGUUUUCUAUAUAAAUCACACUUCCUACUUCAUUCAUUAUCUCUGAAUCCAAAUCCAAACAACAAUGGGCGCUGUUUCUAUUUUGCAUACGGUUUUUGGCAUUUUCGGAGAUGCAACUGGUCUGUUCCUCUUCCUCGCACCAACGAUUACGUUUAAGAGGAUACUGAAGAACAAAUCAACCGAACAGUUCUCAGGGAUUCCGUACCCCAUGACCUUGCUCAACUGCCUACUCUCUGCCUGGUAUGGACUACCAUUCAUUUCGAAAAACAACACACUGGUGACAGUUAUCAACGGAACAGGAGCAGUGAUCGAGUCUAUCUAUGUGUUGAUUUUCAUACUACACGCACCGAAGAAGGAGAAGGCGAAGAUCCUUGGGUUGGUCACCUUCGUUCUCGCCGCCUUCUCUUCCGUCGCCUUGGUUUCCGUUUUUGCACUCCACGGCAAGACUCGCCGGUAUUUCUGUGGUUUCGCCGCCGCCAUUUUCUCCGUCAUCAUGUACGGCUCGCCCCUCUCCAUCAUGAUGACAGUGAUCAGGACGAAGAGUGUGGAGUACAUGCCUUUUUUCCUGUCACUGUUUGUUUUCUUGUGUGGUACCUCCUGGUUUGUAUUUGGACUACUCGGAAACGACCCUUUUGUCUAUGUAUGCAACGGAUUCGGAAGCGUAUUGGGUGCACUUCAAUUGAUCUUGUACGCCAUUUAUAGAAAGAACAAGGGAGGACAGAAGGACGAUAAACCAGCGGCCAAUGAAGGCGGCGGCUCCGCCAUGGAAAUGGGGUUCGUCAAUGGGAAAGAAAAGGCCACCGCCGAACAACCUCAGCAGGAUAACAAUGGAGUGUAAAGGACUCGCCCUGUCGUCGAAUCGUACGGAUUCUGGAUUCAUAUGUUUCUUGUUUUCUUUUUUGUUAGGAAGAAGUUUGUUUUUACCUUUUAAAUUGACACAUGUUCAUGCGGUUUGGCGGUGAAUCUUGCUUUAUUAAAUGGUUUAUAAUUUUUCAAAUCCGUAUCAUCAGAUAUUGAAUAGAUUUUUUAUGAAUUUUACACUAAAUUGUCUUCGGUAUCUAAAUCUUAUGAUGUUGUAAUUAAUUAAUUUUGG
Molecule: messenger RNA, 1565 nt
Organism: Lactuca saligna
Lineage: Eukaryota; Viridiplantae; Streptophyta; Magnoliopsida; Asterales; Asteraceae
Source: the annotation of a GenBank genome assembly